GGCAAUAUUUUAAUGUCGGAUAAUUACAAUGAGUUAUUUAUUAUUGAUUUAGGAUUAUGUAAACCUAUAAGUGAUUUUCAAGAUUCUGACAAUAAUAAUGAAAUUUAUGGAGUUUUACCUUACAUGGCGCCUGAAAUAUUAAGAAAAAAACCCUAUACUCCAGCAAGCGAUAUUUAUAGCUUUUCGAUGAUAAUGUGGGAAUUUACAUCAGGUAUUCCCCCAUUUAAGAAUGAAGCACAUGAUCACCACCUAAUCUUGAGUAUUUGUAAAGGUGAACGUCCUGAAAUUGCAAAAAAUACUCCAAAAUGUUAUAUAGAUUUAAUGAAAAAAUGUUGGAAUUUAGAUCCAUUAAAUAGACCAACUAUAGCAAUGCUUGAAUAUACUAUAUCUGCAUGGAUUAUGUGUAUUAAUGAAUAUUAUGAAAUAAACAGGGAUGGAAAUUAUGAAUAUGAAGUAUUUAAUAUUGAUAAUCAAUUAAAAAAUGAUAUGUUGGAAUUUGUAGAAGCAAACAAAGCUUUAGGACAAGAACAAGCAAAUACUUCUAUUAUCCAGUUUCAUC
This is a messenger RNA of Rhizophagus irregularis DAOM 181602=DAOM 197198, 559 nucleotides long. Lineage: Eukaryota; Fungi; Glomeromycota; Glomeromycetes; Glomerales; Glomeraceae. The record is from RefSeq and is a predicted model, not a curated record.